Messenger RNA from Echinococcus granulosus, 246 nucleotides. RefSeq lists its product as hypothetical. The transcript has 2 exons. The record is from RefSeq and is a predicted model, not a curated record. Lineage: Eukaryota; Metazoa; Platyhelminthes; Cestoda; Cyclophyllidea; Taeniidae. Bases 1 to 246 code for a protein of 81 amino acids.
AUGGACAAGCACGACGACCACUACAUUCGCCUCUUCCUGAUUCAAGCUUGCUCACAACACAAAACUGCAGAUGUGGCGGAACUGUCAAGAGGGAGCAGUGACGAUGCGAUCAAGCAUCUCCUCGCUUGCAUGGAGUUCGAUGACUGGCACAGUUGGCUCCUCCGUGACAGUCUUCCGGAACAAAGCGGUCUUUGUAUCCACCGCUUAGCUUUCUGUGUUGGCGAGUGUGAUGGCGGGUUCCACUGA